Molecule: messenger RNA, 595 nt
Organism: Diabrotica balteata
Lineage: Eukaryota; Metazoa; Arthropoda; Insecta; Coleoptera; Chrysomelidae
Source: the annotation of a GenBank genome assembly
CAACAACAAAACAUAAAAAUGGCAGCCUUAGGUGGAAAAGGUUGGAAUUAUGUUGCAGGUGUCCCCGAAACAGAAGAACAACAAAAAUGCCGUUUUCAGGUUGAAUUAGAAUUUGUGCAAUGUUUAGGGAAUCCGAAUUAUUUAAAUUUUUUAGCUCAAAGAGGAUAUUUUAAAGACAGUACCUUUGUCAACUAUUUAAAGUACCUCUUGUACUGGAAGGAGCCUGAAUAUGCAAAAUAUCUCAAAUAUCCAAUGUGUUUAUAUUUUUUGGACUUACUUCAGUAUGAACAUUUCCGAAGAGAGUUAGUGAAUGCACAGUGUUCUAAGUUUAUCGACGACCAACAGAUUCUACUAUGGCAACAUUAUACUAGAAGGAGAAGCAGAUUAUUGACAACACCAGUUGCCAACGGUAAUAUGGAACAAAAUAGUGGAAACCAAAACAAUCAGAGUAAUGGACAUAUGAACUCUAAAAUAUCUUAAAAAUUUAAAUGUAGGUGUAUUUUUAAAUAUAGGAUAAUAUAUUGUUAGAACUGCUUUUUAAUGUACCUAUUUUUUACUGGGAUUAAAUUGUGAUCCAAAAAUAAUAAAUUGAUAA